AUGUUGCUCGACAUACUCGACACCUUCGACGUCUCCAAAUUUCGCAUUCGCAAACAAGACCCAAACGAAUACUCGCCCGUCGUCGUCCGUCCUCGAUCCUCUACCGAAACCAAAAAACACUCACGCAAAACCCGCGACUCUAUACCACAGCGCGUCCUGCUCACGCUCGGCGAAGUGCCGAAAUGGUACGACAUCAACCCAUUUAUCCUGACGGGCUACCGGCAUCAAACGAAUUCGUUGCUGGGCUGUCUGGCCAGCUGGACAUAUGUGCACAAUGAGUCCGGGAACAUUUACUCGCAUCUGAUUCCGGCCGUUGCGGCGAUUUUCGGACAUCGGUUGCUGUACAAUUACUUGCGCGCCGAGUAUGCGAAUCUCAGGGAUAAGGAUUGGACGAUUAUUUCGUUGCAGUUGUGGGCUGCGCUGGCCUGUAUGUCGACAUCGACCAUGUACCACACGAUGAUCUGCCAUUCGCCAAAGGUGAAGCACAAUUGUCUCAUGUACGACUAUGUUGGGAUCAUUGCCGUCAUGCUAGGCAAUUUUAUAUCGGGCAUUUACUUUGGGUUCUACUGCGAGCCACGCCUGCGAUUGACAUAUUGGAUUCUCGUCACCACAAUGAGCCUCGCAACAGGUGUCGUCAUGCUGAACCGGCGCUUCCACGGCCCCAAAUGGCGUCGCUUUCGCAUGAACUGCUUCCUCCUGACGGGCUUCUUUGCGUCGGCGCCCAUGGUGCACGGCACGAUACGCUGGGGACGAGAAUUCGUGCGCAAAACGGGUGUUCGGUACUAUUUGCUCGAGGUACUGCUCAUUCUAGUCGGCUGCUUUUUCUACGAGCGCCGCCUACCCGAACGGCUCUUCCCAGGGAGGUUCGACAUUUGGUGGCAUUCGCAUACGAUAUGGCAUUUAUUCGUUGUUGGCGCGGUAGCCAUGCAUCUGGUAGGCACGUUGACCGCGUUUGAUUAUGAUUAUCACCAUCGGUCUGUUUGUUAUGCAUGA
Molecule: messenger RNA, 993 nt
Organism: Talaromyces rugulosus
Lineage: Eukaryota; Fungi; Ascomycota; Eurotiomycetes; Eurotiales; Trichocomaceae
Exons: 3
Coding region: 1-993 (330 amino acids)
Cellular component (GO): membrane
Molecular function (GO): signaling receptor activity
Source: RefSeq, a predicted model, not a curated record